Molecule: messenger RNA, 621 nt
Organism: Trematosphaeria pertusa
Lineage: Eukaryota; Fungi; Ascomycota; Dothideomycetes; Pleosporales; Trematosphaeriaceae
Exons: 2
Coding region: 1-621 (206 amino acids)
Source: RefSeq, a predicted model, not a curated record
AUGCCUAAGGUAGAGAAGGCUUCGACAUCCCAUCGCGGCUCCGUUUCGACGGCAUCUGCGGCUGGUGGGACCAGGAGCUCGUCUUGGUCUGCAAAGGACGACGAGACUCUGAUCCAGGCCCGCGCUCAAGGGUUGAACUGGAAUCAGAUCGCACCUAAGCACUUCCCUCAAAAGUCGCCGAACGCCUGCCGUAAGAGGCACGAGCGGUUGAUGGAGAGGCAGAACGCUGAGCAAUGGGAUGGUGUCAAGCUGGAUGUCCUGGCAGCCGCAUACAUGGAUGUUCGACGAGAUAUGUGGGGCCUCCUGGCAGCCCGAGUGGGCGAGAAGUGGCAGCUGGUCGAGCAGAAGUGCAUGGAGAAAGGGCUCAAGAACCUCAACCAGGCGUACCGGUCCGCGCAAAAGAAACAGGGUACCUAUGAUGGCCACCACGAUGACAGCGGAGUCCAACUCUCUGACCUGGACGAAGAACCAGUUGACCGCCCAGCGGACAUUCCAGAGAUGGCGGACCCUUCUCCCUACGCCCAGUAUCCCACAGGCUACCCUUCGCAACAACAGCGGGUACCAAGCAUCCAGUCGAUCCUCCAGCCGCCUAUGGCAGCAUAUCAGCUCCCACACCAAUGA